AUGGACGGGAGCGGCGAGCUGGGCGGUCUGGAGACCAUGGAGACGCUGACGGAGCUGGGCGACGAGCUGACCCUGGGGGACAUCGACGAGAUGCUGCAGUUUGUCAGCAAUCAAGUGGGCGAGUUCCCUGACUUGUUCUCAGAGCCGCUCUGCGGCUCCUUCCCCGGCGGUGGCGGUGGCAGUGGCGGUGGCGGCGGCGGCGGCGGCAGCGGGGGCAGCAGCAGCGGUGGUGGAGCUGGGAGCGGGGACCCCUCCGGGCAGCGGCCUUUCAGUCAGGUCCCGCUGCCGGCCUUCUCCCCCUCGGCCACCUCCCCGCAGGCUGCGACCCUCCAGGUCAAGGCGCCCGCCGCCUCGGGUCCCACCCAGCCAAGGGCGGCCCCGGUUCUGCAGCCCCGCCCCCAGCCGCAGCCCCCGCCCCCUGCCCCGUUGCCGCCGCAGACUGUCAUGAUCACCCCGUCCUUCAGCACCGCUCCGCAGACGAGGAUCAUCCAGCAGCCCGUCAUCUACCAGAAUGCAGCUACCAGCUUUCAAGUCCUUCAGCCGCAAGUUCAGAGCCUAGUGACCUCCUCCCAGGUGCAGCCAGUCACCAUCCAGCAGCAGGUGCAGACGGUGCAGGCCCAGCGGGUGCUGACGCAGACGGCCAAUGGCACGCUGCAGACCCUGGCCCCGGCCACGGUGCAGACAGUGGCUGCGCCCCAGGUGCAGCAGGUCCCGGUCCUGGUACAGCCUCAGAUCAUCAAGACAGACUCCCUUGUCCUGACCACACUGAAGACAGAUGGCAGCCCUGUGAUGGCCGCGGUCCAGAACCCCGCCCUCACUGCCCUCACCACCCCCAUCCAGACAGCUGCCCUGCAAGUUCCAACCCUGGUGGGCAGCAAUGGGACCAUUCUCACCACAAUGCCUGUGAUGAUGGGACAAGAGAAAGUGCCCAUUAAGCAGGUCCCCGGGGGAGUCAAGCAGCUCGAGCCUCCCAAGGAAGGAGAAAGGCGGACGACACACAACAUCAUCGAGAAGCGGUAUCGCUCCUCUAUCAAUGACAAAAUCAUUGAGUUGAAGGACUUGGUCAUGGGGACUGAUGCCAAGAUGCACAAGUCUGGCGUUCUGAGGAAGGCCAUCGACUACAUCAAAUACUUGCAGCAGGUCAAUCAUAAACUGCGCCAGGAGAACAUGGUGCUGAAACUGGCAAAUCAGAAGAACAAGCUCCUCAAGGGCAUCAACCUGGGCAGCCUGGUGGACAAUGACAUGGACCUGAAGAUCGAUGACUUUAAUCAGAAUGUCCUUCUGAUGUCGCCUCCGGCCUCCGACUCAGGAUCCCAGGCCGGCUUCUCCCCCUACUCCAUCGACUCAGAGCCAGGAAGCCCUCUAUUGGAUGAUGCAAAGGUCAAAGAUGAGCCAGACUCUCCUCCCGUCUCACUGGGCAUGGUGGACCGCUCUCGCAUCCUGCUGUGUGUCCUCACCUUCCUCUGCCUCUCCUUUAACCCCCUGACCGCUCUGCUGCAGUGGGGAGGGGCCCACGAGGCAGACCAGCACCCGCACUCAGGCCCUGGCCGCAGCAUGCUGUCGCUCGAGUCAGGCUCCAGGGGCUGGCUCGACUGGAUGAUGCCGACACUCCUCCUGUGGCUGGUGAACGGUGUGAUCGUGCUGAGCGUCUUUGUGAAGCUGCUGGUUCACGGGGAGCCAGUGAUCCGGCCACACUCGCGCUCCUCAGUCACCUUCUGGAGGCACCGGAAGCAGGCAGACCUGGACCUUGCCCGGGGGAACUUUGCGGCGGCUGCAGCCAAUCUACAGACCUGCCUGUCGGUGCUGGGCCGGGCCCUGCCCACCUCCCGCCUGGACCUGGCCUGUAGCCUCUCCUGGAACGUGAUCCGCUACAGCCUGCAGAAGCUGCGCCUGGUGCGCUGGCUGCUCAAGAAGGUCUUCCAGCACCGGCGGGCUGCCCCAGCCACUGCUGCGGGCUUCGAGGAGGAAGCGAAGACCAGUGCCCGGGACGCAGCCCUGGCCUACCACAGGCUGCACCAGCUGCACAUCACAGGCAAGCUUCCCGUGGGAUCUGCCUGUUCUGACGUACACAUGGCCUUGUGCGCGGUGAACCUGGCUGAAUGUGCCGAGGAGAAGAUCCCGCCGAGCACACUGGUGGAGAUCCACCUGACCGCUGCCAUGGGGCUCAAGACCAGGUGUGGAGGCAAGCUGGGCUUCCUGGCGAGCUACUUCCUCAGCCGCGCCCAGAGCCUGUGUGGCCCCGAGCGCAGCGCCGUCCCCGACUCGCUGCGCUGGCUCUGCCAUCCCCUGGGCCAGAAGUUUUUCAUGGAACGGAGCUGGUCAGUGAAGUCAGCUGCCAGGGAAAGUCUGUACUGUGCACAGAGGAACCCAGCCGACCCCAUCGCCCAGGUGCACCAGGCCUUCUGUAAGAACCUGCUGGAGCGAGCUGUGGAGUCCUUGGUAAAACCUCAGGCCAAGAAGAAAGCUGCAGACCAGGAAGAGGAGAGCUGUGAAUUCUCCAGUGCUCUCGAGUACCUGAAAUUACUUAACUCUUUUGUGGACUCCGUGGGGAUUGUGACCCCCCCCUUCUCCAGCAGCUCCGUGCUCAAGUCAGCCCUUGGCCCAGACGUCGUCUGUCGGUGGUGGACAUCCGCCAUCACCAUGGCCGUCAGCUGGCUCCAGGGAGAUGACGCCGCUGUGCGCACUCACUUUACUGAAGUGGAGCGAGUCCCCCAGGCCCUGGAAGUGACAGAGAGCCCCCUGGUGAAGGCCAUCUUCCACACCUGCAGAGCCAUGCACGCCUCGCUCUCCGGGAAGGCAGAUGGGCAGCAGAGUUCCUUCUGCCACUGCGAGAGGGCCAGUGGCCACUUGUGGAGCAGCCUCAACGUCAGUGGGGCCACCUGUGACCCCGACCUCAACCAUGUGGUCCAGCUGCUGACCUGUGACCUGCUCCUGUCGCUGCGGACAGCGCUGUGGCAGAAGCAGGCCGGAGCCAGCCAGGCCCUGGGGGAGACCUACCACGCAUCGGGCGCCGAGCUGGCUGGCUUCCAGCGGGACCUGGGCAGCCUGCGCAGGCUGGCACACAGCUUCCGCCCAGCCUACCGAAAGGUGUUCCUGCAUGAAGCCACCGUGCGCCUGAUGGCUGGAGCCAGCCCUACCCGCACCCACCAGCUGCUGGAGCACAGCCUGCGCCGGCGCACGGCUCAGAACGCCAAGCACGGAGAGGCGGACGCCUGGCCCGGGCAGCGAGAGCGGGCCACUGCCAUCCUCCUGGCCUGCCGCCACCUCCCCCUCUCCUUCUUGUCCUCCCCGGGCCAGCGGGCCGUGCUGCUGGCCGAGGCUGCCCGCACCCUGGAGAAGGUGGGCGACCGGCGCUCAUGCAACGACUGCCAGCAGAUGAUUGUCAAGCUGGGAGGCGGCACCGCCAUUGCCGCCUCCUGA
Messenger RNA from Rangifer tarandus platyrhynchus (Svalbard reindeer), 3420 nucleotides. NCBI's taxonomy places the organism in Eukaryota, Metazoa, Chordata, Mammalia, Artiodactyla, Cervidae. The record is from the annotation of a GenBank genome assembly.